Drosophila ficusphila is the source of this 1686-nucleotide messenger RNA. Its product is annotated as L-lactate dehydrogenase B chain. The record is from RefSeq and is a predicted model, not a curated record. Lineage: Eukaryota; Metazoa; Arthropoda; Insecta; Diptera; Drosophilidae. The transcript has a single exon. Gene Ontology annotation, molecular function: oxidoreductase activity, acting on the CH-OH group of donors, NAD or NADP as acceptor. Bases 103 to 1185 code for a protein of 360 amino acids. Gene Ontology annotation, biological process: carboxylic acid metabolic process.
UUUUCAACUCUAUAAACUUAAACAAAUGAGAGCCGAAAAUUUCGGUUACAAAAUUCAAAAUUCAAAAACCCAUUUGGCGGGGUUACUUCUUUAAGAUCUAUUAUGUUUAAAAUGCAGAGCCGACUGAUCUUGUCGCCCGUCUCUUGUCUCCGAUGGAACCAAAAGCACUCAAGUACGAAACCCGCUAAAUCCUCCUUCGCCGAGUCGAUGAAGCCCAUGGAGGAGUUUAAGCGUAAUCGAAUUUCCAAGAUCAGUGUGGUUGGAGCUGGUCAAGUGGGCACCGCGAUUUCUGCGAUGCUGCUGCUCCGGAAUCUCACCAAACACCUGGUCAUACUGGAUGUAAACUACGAGCUGGCCAAAGCGGAGGCACUGGACUUCCAGCAGGCUUCGGCCUUUUUGGGCGAUGCACGGAUUGAUCCCUGCGGCGAUGGUUCGCACUCAAAGGAUUCGGAUGUGGUUAUAAUGACGGCGGGAGCUCGACCCUCGGGAAAGGAUCGCUCUCGCCUCGGGGCGAUGCACAAGACGGUGGAGAUCUUCAAGGAGGCCGUACCCAAAUUGGUGGAUUUGAGUCCUAAAGCCACCUUCAUCGUCAUUGCGAAUCCGGCUGAUGUGAUGACCUUUGCCUUCCAGCGGAUUGGCAAUUUGCCCAAGCAUCGCUGCUUCACCACCGGCUGCCACUUGGAUUCGGCGCGAUUCCGUAACCUCAUCGCCGCACGUCUCAAAUUGCCAGCUUCUCAGAUUCAGGGCUUCGUGAUCGGGGAGCAUGGAACGAGUUGUGUGCCCGUUUGGUCCUGCGUCUCCGCCGGCGGUAUUCUGCUCAAGGAUAUGGUCCAGGAUCUGGCCUGUGGCGAUGACCCAGAAAACUGGUCGGAGAUCAACGAGCAGGUCAUAAAGGGUGGCCUUGCAGUGGCCAAGACCAAGGGUUAUACCAACUGGGCCAUUGCCCUAACCUGUGCGGAUGUCGUGGAGGCGAUGUGCGGCGGAAGGGGCAAGAUCGUCACCCUGGGUACGGACAUGCAGGGUCUGCAUGGCAUCGAGGAUAGCGUCGUGCUCUCCCUUCCCUGUUUGGUCACCUCGGGUGGGAUUAGUCAUGUCUUCGAGCUUCCCCUCACGGAUGUGGAGGAAAAGAAGCUACAUGCCUCCGCCGAAAUUCUUCUCGAGGCGCAAUGCUCUAUAAAGUUUUAAACUAAAAAAAUAUGAAUUGCAUAUGGUUUGAGCUUGGGAAAGUUUCACCCAAAACAACGCCUGGAAUUUUUGGAAAGAAGUUUGACCACCCUAAGAAGAGAAUACUGCUGAUUCCACUUGAUUGGAAAUAAUGUGAGCCAGAUUUAAACGUUGCACAGAUAAUAUUAAGUCAACGUGUUUUUGUUUACUAAGAGAUACACAAAUUCAAAUCCCUUCUCUCAUUUGAUAGCUGGUUUCCAAAGACCCCACCUAACGUUAUAUUCAUUGAAAUCAGCCAGCCACAACCAAAAUAAAUCUCAAGUGGAAAGAACGAGAAAGAAGAGAAGAAAAUAGAAGAGAGAGAUAAAUAAACAAGCCCUUUUCUAUUUUCUCCUAGAGAAAACGAGACAUAAAUACACACAUUACAUAGACAAGUUGUAAAAUGCAACGAUAUGAAAACACUUUUCGGCAUUUCUGUGACCCUGUGAAUAUACAUCUAAAAUUUUGUAAUUUUCCCAAAAA